Lampris incognitus (smalleye Pacific opah) is the source of this 2780-nucleotide messenger RNA. RefSeq names its product nuclear RNA export factor 1-like. Gene Ontology annotation, cellular component: cytoplasm; nucleus. The coding region runs from base 229 to 2139 and encodes 636 amino acids. NCBI's taxonomy places the organism in Eukaryota, Metazoa, Chordata, Actinopteri, Lampriformes, Lampridae. Gene Ontology annotation, biological process: poly(A)+ mRNA export from nucleus. The record is from RefSeq and is a predicted model, not a curated record. The transcript has 21 exons. Gene Ontology annotation, molecular function: protein binding; RNA binding.
ACACGCAGUUUUUGUGUUGGGCCGCGUUUUCGAGUGGGCUCUAAGAUUCGCAGCGGGCCCCGGGCAAACCGCCUCCAUGUUCUGCUUUGUGCUUCUAGGUCGCUGACCCGCCUCCCGUCGCCUUGUUUUGCGGAAACCCAGGAGGGACGGGCGGAUCGGACCCGCCAGCGUAAUUCCCGGCCUUGCUCCAGAGUUGUGGUUUUCUCGGACGGCUUUCCUCACAGGAAUAUGGCGGAUGGCGGGCAUUAUUAUGAACACGAUGACCGAACUGGCCCCCAGUUCCGGAGUCGCAAAGGCCGAGGUUCCCACCGAGGCAGGUCAUACAGUGAUGGGUCUCGCAGGGACCGCCAACGAGGGAGCCACUCUGGAGGCUUUGGGGGCGCUGGACCAAGGUCCAAAUUUGAAGACAAUGAUGGAGAUGUAACGAUGAGUGAUAGUUCUCAGGACAGCAGCUCCCAGCGCAGAUUCAACCCUUAUGGGAGGCCGUAUCGGAGAGGGGAUGGAAGAUUUGACAGAGACCGACGCAGAGGCAGAGGAGGUGGGGGCGGAGGGAAAGGAGAUGGUGGCUACAAAGGAGACCGGGGAGGAGGGGGCGGCGGCGGUGGUGGAGGAGGAGGGAAAAACCGAUCCGGCUGGUACAAAGUAACAAUACCACAUGGAAGGAAGUAUGACAAGAAAUGGUUAUUGACAGCGUUGCAGAACAUCUGUUCUGUGCCCUACACUCCUGUGCAGUUCCAUGUUGACAAUCACAGGGCCCAUUUCUACGUGGAUGAUGCCUCAGUUGCCAGCGCACUACACAAAUGUACCCACAAGAUCACAGACACAAAUGGUUACAAGGUGGAAGUGCACAUCAACCCCUGUAACCCUCCCUCAUUCCUCCUCUCCGAUCUGAAGCCUGAACAUAUGGAGCACUUAAAGCAAUGCAUGGCGAAGCGUUUUGAUGGCUCCCAGCAGGCGCUCGACCUGAACAACAUCCGGACGGACCCAGACCUGGUCUCCCAAAACAUUGAAGUAAUCCUGAAUAGGAAGACAAGCAUGGAAGCCGUGAUCAGGAUCAUUGAGGAGAACAUUCCAGAGCUGGUGUGCCUGGAUUUGAGCAACAACCGUAUUCAUAAGCUGGAUGAGUUGGCUGAACUGGUUAGUAAGGUGCCCCACCUGAAGACCCUCAACCUGUCCAACAACGAGCUUAAGACUGACCGGGAGCUUGACAAGUUGAAAGACUUAAAGCUGGUGGAGCUGUGGCUGGACCGCAACCCUCUGUGUGUCGUCUUCAAGGACCAAGCCACCUACAUCAGUGCUGUGCGUCAGAGGUUUCCCCGGCUUCUCAAACUGGAUGGCCACGUUCUCCCUCCACCCAUAGGCUUCGAUGUAGAAACACCCACCGCUAUUCCCCCCUGCAAGGGCAGUUGUUAUGGCUCCGAUGAAAUCAAAGCAGUCAUUCUGCGCUUCCUGCAGCAGUACUACAGCAUAUAUGACUCGAGGGACAGACAGCCUCUUUUGGAUGCCUACCAUGAUGGAGCAUCCUUUUCACUAAUGACACCUUUCUCUGCCCAGAACCCCUCCAGGAGCAGUCUGGGAGAAUACCACAAAGACAGUCGAAACCUGAAGCGGGUCAAAGACUCCACGAUACGGUUCCGGCUACUGAAGCACACACGGUUAAACGUGGUGGCUUUUCUCAAUGAGCUCCCCAAAACGCAGCAUGACACCGCCUCCUUUACCAUUGACGUGAACACAUACACGAAUACACUACUGUCAUUCACUGUGAGUGGAGUAUUUAAAGAAGUCGAUGGUAAAUCACGAGACUCCACCAUGGCCUUCUCUCGAGUCUUCAUUACAGUUCCUGCAGGAAACUCUGGUUUGUCUAUAGUGAAUGACCAGAUUUUCAUCCGGAUGGCCACGACGGAGGAAAUCAGAAGAGCGUUUGUGGCUCCUGCCCCGACCCCGUCUUCCAGCCCUGUGCCCACCCUCAGCGCACCCCAGCAAGAAAUGCUCGCCGCCUUCUCUCUGAAGUCCGGCAUGAACCUGGAGUGGUCACAGAAGUGUCUACAAGACAACGAAUGGGAUUUCAACAGAGCGGCACAAAUCUUCACUCAGUUGAAGACGGACGGCAAGAUCCCCGACGUUGCAUUCAUAAAGUGAAGAUUUGAAUGAGGAUUACCACUUUGGGAUACAUAAAAUUGGUUGUCAAAAUAUUUCUUUUAUCCCCUUUUUUCACAAUUGGAUGUAUUGAAGUGUUUGUAACAAGUUAACUUUCUUUACCAAUGCUUUGUUAUACAAGCUAGAGCUGUUUGACUCAAGACUGAUGGUAAAAUGAAUUUCAGUUGUUGUUGUAACCUUAGUUUUAGGUCUUUAUACAGUAUCACAGCAUGAUUUCAUAGGAAUAAAGUUAAAUUGACAAUGGCUUGUCCUGUUACAUUCAACCUGACCUUUAUGAAAAAGGCAGACAAAUUGUUCACAGUUGCGUCCAUUUCAUUUUGCUUUAUCGAGGAGCAUGGUUAUGCUACAUUAAACUAUAUGCGGUGUCUAGACAACUUCAAGACUGAGUACUAUGCAACGAGCCGUACAAGCCAUUUCAGACUCUAGCUCAUUUUAACAUGACGUUGGGAGGUGAUCGAUCAAACCCAGCUGUUCAGUUCAGUCACUGAAGGCAGUGGCUGAAUAUGCUUCAGGUUAGCCAUGCCUGCACAUAAUGAGCAACUUGCAUCUUCACCUACCCAUUGAUUUAAGGUUUUGUGGUGUCGAUAGUACAUCGUAAAUUGGUAAAUCAUAAAUAAAAUGAA